ACGCCUUUCACAAAUUUCGAGAUACCAGAGAUAUAUCCGUUCAGACUGGUUUCCUUGCCAAUGUAGAUGGAACGGAGGCAAUCCCAAGAGCGUUGCUCAUCGGACAAAACAUACCUCAAAAAAGUCCCCACGGUUUAUAUGCUGAGAAGGGCUUAGGAACAUCACUCGCCGCACCACGAUGGGAGAAUCAACAGACAUGGGUUUAUUGCAUUAUUCCAUCAGCAUCUCACGCCACGUUCGAUGCUGUGCCCUGUGACAACAGCAUGGAAACAACAUUGAUUUACAUUUCGGUCAGCUCCGAUGGAAUCCUUUCGACGUUUGCACGGAUGUUGACUGGAUCAGGGGCUUC
Messenger RNA from Cladophialophora psammophila CBS 110553, 349 nucleotides. RefSeq names its product homogentisate 1,2-dioxygenase. Gene Ontology annotation, biological process: L-phenylalanine catabolic process. Gene Ontology annotation, molecular function: homogentisate 1,2-dioxygenase activity. The record is from RefSeq and is a predicted model, not a curated record. Gene Ontology annotation, cellular component: cytoplasm. The transcript has 2 exons. NCBI's taxonomy places the organism in Eukaryota, Fungi, Ascomycota, Eurotiomycetes, Chaetothyriales, Herpotrichiellaceae. The annotation marks the transcript as partial.